CACCCUCACUGUCACACACUUGAGGGUGGAGACCGUUUAUUGCACUCAGCCCUCAACAGCUCAGCCUGGUCAGUGCAUCUGUGCAUCUGCUGAUGGUCAGACGUUCGUCCUCAGUGCAGGUCAACAGCUGGAAAGAUCAUGUCUGCCUUUCUGCAUCACUGUCCAUUCCUGAAGUCCGCUCCAGGCCCAGCCCUGAGGAAUGUGGGGGGCUUUCUGGGCCUGGCUGACCGGUGCCCCAUCAUUGCCCGUCAGAUUACAGCAAAGGUCGCUCAGAGCCAGGAUGAAAAAGGUCUGCUGCCACAGAAGGAAGCAAAACGCUCCUUGGCUAUCUCAGCUGCUCAGGUGGCUGUGUCCUUGACCAAGUCCUGUCCCUUUGUAUCUUCUAAGAUUGGACUGGUUGAAGCCAGCCCACAGGUUCAGGAGGAUGUCCAGCCCCAGCUGACCAGCACUCAAGAGGAAGAAGUCGCCUCAGGAAUGAUCAGCUCUCUGUUUUCUGGCCUACAAGGACUUCGCUCAUCCACACCAUCUCACCUUCUCAAGGAUAAUAUGGUUGGUCCCAGUUUUGACUAUGAUGACUUCUUCACCCAGAAGAUCGUUGAAAAGAAGAAUGACCACACAUACCGUGUUUUCAAGACAGUGAACCGCUAUGCAGAUGUCUUCCCUUUUGCUGAGGAUUACUCUGUUCCUGGACGGCCUAUGUCCCAGGUGUCUGUCUGGUGCAGCAACGAUUACUUGGGCAUGAGUCGCCAUCCUCGAGUCGUUAAAGCUAUAUGGGACACUUUGGAAAAACAUGGUGCUGGAGCUGGUGGCACCAGGAACAUCUCUGGAACAAGCAACUACCAUGUGGCUCUCGAGAAGGAACUGGCUCUUCUUCAUCAGAAAGAUGCAGCCCUCGUCUUCUCUUCAUGCUUCGUGGCCAAUGACUCCACCCUUUUCACUCUGGCAAAAAUGCUUCCAGGCUGCGAGAUUUAUUCAGAUAUGGGGAACCAUGCCUCCAUGAUCCAGGGCAUCAGGAACAGUGGAGCCAAACGCUUCAUCUUCCGUCACAAUGAUGCUAGACACCUGGAAGAGUUGCUCAGUCGCUCUGACCCACGAACCCCAAAGAUUGUGGCCUUCGAGACAGUGCACUCUAUGGAUGGUGCUAUCUGUCCCCUGGAGGAGCUGUGUGAUGUUGCACACAAAUAUGGAGCUCUGACCUUCGUGGAUGAGGUUCAUGCAGUUGGCCUGUAUGGUGCACACGGAGCAGGAGUUGGGGAGAGAGAUGGUGUCAUGCACAAGAUUGACAUUGUUUCUGGCACGCUGGGUAAGGCAUUUGGCUGUGUUGGAGGCUACAUAGCCAGCACUGCUGCGCUGGUGGACACGGUGCGCUCCUUUGCAGCAGGCUUCAUUUUCACCACCUCAUUGCCUCCCAUGGUAUUGGCUGGAGCUGUAGAGUCUGUGAGAGUUCUGAGGAGUCCAGAGGGUCAGGCCUUGCGCAGGGCACACCAGAGGAAUGUCAAGCACAUGAGGCAGCUGCUGCUGGAUGCAGGUCUGCCUGUCAUCAACUGCCCCAGCCACAUCAUCCCCAUACGGGUUGGAAAUGCAGCAAAAAAUUCCAAGGUGUGUGACAUCCUGCUGGAUAGACACAACAUCUAUGUUCAGGCCAUAAACUAUCCGACAGUGCCACGCGGAGAAGAGCUACUGCGAUUGGCUCCCUCUCCUUUUCAUGACCCCAUCAUGAUGGACUACUUUGUGGAGAGACUGGUGGACGUAUGGCAGGAAGUUGGGCUGCCACUGAAUGGACCUGCGACGGCCUCCUGUACUUUCUGUGAUCGCCCCCUCUACUUCGACCUCAUGAGCGAGUGGGAGAAGAGUUACUUUGGAAACAUGGAGCCAAGAUAUAUUACAGUUGCUGCACAAUAAGCUCAGUGGAAGGGGACAGAGAUGUAAAAGAACAUAGAAUAAACCCUGCUUACAUAACUCCUUCAAAUACUCAGAUAUCUUCCUUUACACUGUCACACAUAUUGUUCUUUGCUGCAGAUUUAUUGUUGCUAGACUGAUUGCUGUGUGGCUUUUUAAUGGACUACAAAAAAGACUCGUAAUAAACUGACAUUAAAAUAUUUAUAUACGUAUGUAAGUAAUUCUGUGUCCCCUCUGCAUAUUAAAAACCUGCACAUGGGCACUUUUGGAAAUUAUUUAUUGAAUUAUUAUUUAUAGUCAGUUCUUUGGACACAAAUCACUUUGUAUAAAGCCUAGUAUGAAACUUCAUGUGUCCAAAAACCCCUGUCCCUCAACAUUAUUUUAAUAAUGUCAUCAAAUUAAUUUUACCCUUUACUGUAUUCAUGCAGGAGUGUGUAGAAUAAGACAGUGGGAAUUUGUGACAUAAAUCCUUCUUGCUUUCUUGGACCAUUUUACUUUCCUGGGGCCAAAUGUUAAAACAAAUAAAAUGAGACAGCACUUUUCAGUCA
Colossoma macropomum (tambaqui) is the source of this 2447-nucleotide messenger RNA. It is a transcript of the gene alas2, whose product is annotated as aminolevulinate, delta-, synthase 2. NCBI's taxonomy places the organism in Eukaryota, Metazoa, Chordata, Actinopteri, Characiformes, Serrasalmidae. Gene Ontology annotation, cellular component: mitochondrion; mitochondrial matrix. The transcript is spliced from 11 exons. The record is from RefSeq and is a predicted model, not a curated record. Gene Ontology annotation, biological process: heme biosynthetic process; erythrocyte development; hemoglobin biosynthetic process. Bases 139 to 1902 code for a protein of 587 amino acids. Gene Ontology annotation, molecular function: pyridoxal phosphate binding; 5-aminolevulinate synthase activity.